CACUUGCGGAGCAUCGAAGAGCCGAGGAUGACGGCGGAGACGGCAGCUCCUUGUGUACAGGGGAUGCAAGGGGUGCAGACUGCCAUGGCAGGUCAGGGCACAUUGCAACAGGUGCAAGAUGGAAAAUCCGCCGGUGGUUACUACUCCUCGACUUCCGCCGUCUACGAUCCAGAGUACGCCCGCAUGGAGGCUUGGCUCGACGAGCAUCCCGACUUCGUCAAUGACUACUUUCUCAGGAAAGUGACGAGACAGACAGUGGACAUGUGGUUAGUCUCGCACGCGACACCAACAUCUUCGUCGAGCAGCUGCGUGGAAAUAUCGAGUCCUACCCACGUGGGUGGCAUGUCGUCUUCUGGACGUGGUGGCUCCGGCGGGUCAGGUGCCACGACGCCUGUUCGGAAGAUUUCGGCUCACGAGUUUGAGCGUGGUGGUUUGCUAAAGCCGAUCGUGAACACGAUCGACGGGACGCCCACCUUCUUAAGCGUCUCACCUGGAGAUUCGGCACAACCAGGUCAGCAAGUCGGUUCGGGAAACGCAGGCAGACCCCAGAGGCGAUCCAGGCAUGAAUUGAGGCACCUUGACGAGAAGGAUCUCAUCUUUGAAUUGGUGAAGGAUAUUUGUAACGAGCUGGACGUGAGAUCGUUGUGUCACAAAAUCUUGCAAAACGUGAGUACUCUGCUACACGCAGACCGUGGUUCCUUGUUUCUCGUUCAGGGCGAAAGGGGCGGUAGUUGCAUGCCCUCCUCGCAAAAUCACGAUUCCUCGUCGAACAGUCCCACUGACAACACGAGUCCAAGGAAAACGGGAAAUGAGAGCUUCGAACACCGUGGAAUGGGCUAUCCGAGAAGCAGGUGUCUGGUCUCGAAGUUGUUCGACGUAUGCUCGAGAUCGACGCUGCUCGAAAUGGAGAAAAAAGACGAAAUCAAAAUUCCUUGGGGCACGGGAAUUGUUGGAUACGUCGCCGAAAGCGGGGAACCUGUCAACAUACCGGACGCUUACAAGGACUCGAGGUUUAAUCGUGAAAUCGAUGCUUUAACGGGAUACAGAACCAGAGCCCUUUUAUGCAUGCCGAUAAAGGAUUGCAACGGAGAUGUCAUUGGAGUUGCACAAGUGAUCAACAAACUCGGUGGCGAAGGUCAAUUUACCGCACAGGAUGAGAAAGUUUUUGCUGGAUAUUUGCAAUUCUGCGGUAUUGGAUUAAGGAAUGCACAGCUUUAUGAGAAAAGUCAAUUGGAGGUGAAAAGGAAUCAGGUCCUCUUGGACUUGGCUAGGAUGAUUUUCGAAGAGCAAAGCACAAUAGAACACAUGGUCCUAAGGAUUUUAACACACACGCAAUCUUUGAUACAGUGUCAGCGAGUACAGGUUCUCCUUGUGCACAAGGCGUCAAAGGGCAGCUUUUCGCGAGUCUUUGACUUCGAAGCGAACGACCUCACCGGCGAGGAUUCUGAUUCUCGCACUAGUCCAUUCGAGAGCAGAUUUCCUAUAAAUGUCGGCAUUACUGGUUACGUUGCUACGACUGGCGAGACCGUAAAUAUACCGAAUGCCUACGAAGAUCCAAGAUUCGACCCUUCGGUAGACGAUGGUACCGGUUUCAGGCAUCGAACUAUUCUCUGCAUGCCCAUCAAGAAUUCAUCCGGUCAAAUCAUUGGUGUCAUUCAACUGAUCAACAAAUUUGACGACUUAGCAUUCACCAAGAACGACGAAAAUUUUGUCGAGGCGUUCGCCAUUUUCUGCGGUAUGGGCAUUCACAAUACACAUAUGUACGAAAAAGCUGUGAUAGCAAUGGCCAAACAGAGUGUCACGCUGGAAGUGUUGAGUUACCACGCUUCUGCAUCGCUGGAGGAUGCACAAAGAUUGAGGAGUUUGAGAGUGCCUUCCGCAGCGCAUUUUCAAUUGCACGAUUUUAAGUUCGACGACAUUCACAUGGAAGACGAUGAAACCUUAACAGCAUGUCUUCGAAUGUUUUUGGAUCUUGAUUUCGUCGAACGUUUCCAUAUCGACUACGACGUCCUUUGUCGUUGGCUUCUUAGCGUAAAAAAGAACUACCGAAAUGUCACAUACCACAAUUGGCGUCACGCGUUCAACGUCGCUCAAAUGAUGUUUGCAAUUUUAACUGCCACGCAGUGGUGGAAAAUUUUUGGGGAAAUCGAGUGCCUAGCGUUAAUCAUUGCUUGUUUAUGCCACGAUUUAGACCACCGGGGCACGAAUAAUUCUUUUCAAAUCAAAGCGUCCUCGCCACUGGCGCAACUCUACUCGACGUCAACGAUGGAGCAUCAUCAUUUCGACCAGUGUCUUAUGAUACUAAGUAGCCAAGGAAAUCAAAUUUUAUCGAACUUAUCUCCCGAAGAAUAUUCUCGUGUAGUAAAAGUUCUCGAAGAAGCAAUCCUUUCUACUGACCUAGCGGUCUACUUCCGAAAGAGAGGAGCUUUUCUUAGCUUAGCUCAAGGAGGUGGCUACAAUUGGGCUUAUAGCGAUCACCGAGAACUGCUGAGAGGAAUGUUGAUGACUGUGUGCGAUUUAGCGGCUAUAACUAAACCUUGGGAAGUCGAGAAAAGAGUAGCCGAAUUAGUCAGUAGUGAAUUUUUUGAACAAGGAGAUAUCGAAAGGCGGACUCUCAAUAUUACUCCCAUAGACAUUAUGAACCGAGAGAAAGAGGAUCAACUGCCAAUGAUGCAAGUUGGCUUCAUCGAUUCGAUUUGCCUCCCUAUUUACGAGGCAUUCGCUUUAUUAUCGGAUAAAUUGGAACCACUGGUCGACGGUGUUAGAAAAAAUAAACAACAUUGGCUCGAGGUUGCGGAAUCCGGAUCUAAGACAGACAACUGCACAAAUCACGAUAGGACACUGUCGCUGUCUGAUAACGAAGAAACUAGCGAACAGGCGGAUCAAUAGUUGUUCUUUCAACGAGCAAAGGAAAACGUGAAAUGGAGAUAAAUGCACACGAAUAAAUAGUGUUUACUUCUGUUUCUGGAACGAAG
This is a messenger RNA of Habropoda laboriosa, 2975 nucleotides long. Its product is annotated as dual 3',5'-cyclic-AMP and -GMP phosphodiesterase 11-like. Lineage: Eukaryota; Metazoa; Arthropoda; Insecta; Hymenoptera; Apidae. Bases 28 to 2889 code for a protein of 953 amino acids. The record is from RefSeq and is a predicted model, not a curated record. Gene Ontology annotation, biological process: signal transduction. Gene Ontology annotation, molecular function: protein binding; 3',5'-cyclic-AMP phosphodiesterase activity; 3',5'-cyclic-GMP phosphodiesterase activity. The transcript is spliced from 14 exons.